Molecule: messenger RNA, 5629 nt
Organism: Sus scrofa (pig)
Lineage: Eukaryota; Metazoa; Chordata; Mammalia; Artiodactyla; Suidae
Gene: EXO1
Product: exonuclease 1
Biological process (GO): mismatch repair; DNA recombination
Cellular component (GO): nucleus
Molecular function (GO): 5'-flap endonuclease activity; 5'-3' DNA exonuclease activity; DNA binding
Source: RefSeq, a predicted model, not a curated record
UCAGAGCCCCCAUCCGGUUGCGCUCAACCGGACGGAUGGCCUUUCCCGGGAAGCGAGAGGGGUGGGCGGCCCGUGGUGUCUGCCUACUGGUACCCGCUCCAGCUCUGGGGAUCUAGGAUCUUAGGGUGGGAAAGGGAUGGUCUGAGGCGCGCCAGGCCUUGCAGUGGCCCUGGGGGCGGCUGGCGAAGCACCCGCGAGCGAGCGAGCGAGCGGAGCUCCUGUUGCAGGAAAAUCACAGGAACUCCUGGAACCGGCUUCUGGGCUGACCUGCCAGUCCCUGUGAGACUGGAUGGAUCGGUGACGUCACUACUACCUGUCCUGGAACCAUCUCUUGAGGAUGCUUUGUGCCUCCCUCCUCUCUCCUCAUUGUGCUGAAAAAGAAACACAUACUGGAGAAUAUUUACCCAACUUAGAAGAAAUAUUUAACUUGGCACUAUGGGGAUCCAAGGAUUACUGCAGUUUAUCAAAGAAGCUUCUGAACCUGUCCACGUGAGGAAGUAUAAAGGUCAGGUAGUAGCUGUGGAUACAUACUGCUGGCUUCACAAAGGAGCUGUUGCUUGUGCUGAAAAACUAGCCAAAGGCGAGCCUACCGAUAAGUAUGUAGGAUUUUGUAUGAAAUUUGUAAAUAUGUUACUGUCUCAUGGGAUCAAGCCUAUCCUGGUAUUUGAUGGAUGUACUCUACCUUCUAAAAAGGAAGUGGAGAAGUCCAGAAGAGAGAGAAGACAAGCCAAUCUUCUUAAGGGAAAGCAGCUUCUUCGUGAGGGGAAGGUCUCAGAAGCCAGAGAAUGUUUUACCCGUUCUAUCAACAUCACACAUGCUAUGGCCCACAGCGUAAUUAAAGCUGCUCGGGCUCAGGGUGUAGACUGUUUGGUGGCUCCGUACGAGGCGGAUGCGCAGCUGGCUUACCUUAACAAGGCUGGUAUUGUACAGGCUAUCAUUACAGAGGACUCUGAUCUCCUGGCCUUCGGAUGUAAAAAGGUGAUUUUAAAAAUGGACCAGUUUGGAAAUGGACUAGAAGUUGAUCAGGCUCGGCUGGGAAAGUGCAAACAGCUCGGGGAUGUAUUUACAGAGGAGAAGUUCCGCUAUAUGUGCAUUCUAUCAGGCUGUGACUAUCUCUCCUCACUGCGUGGGAUUGGAUUAGCCAAGGCCUGCAAAGUACUGAGACUAGCCAACAAUCCAGAUAUUGUAAAGGUCAUCAAGAAAAUUGGACAUUAUCUCAAGAUGAAUAUAACAGUACCAGAAGAUUACAUUGAAGGAUUUAUUCGGGCCAACAACACCUUCCUCUAUCAGUUAGUCUUUGAUCCCAUCAAUAGGAAACUCAUCCCUCUGAAUGCCUAUGAAGAUGAUAUUGAUCCUGCAACACUAAGCUAUGCUGGGCGGUAUAUUGAUGAUUCUGUAGCUCUUCAAAUAGCACUCGGAAAUAAAGAUAUAAAUACUUUGGAACAAAUUGAUGACUACAAUCCAGACACUGUCAUGCCUGCCCAAUCAAGAAGUCGUAGUUGGAAUGACAAAACAUGUCAAAAGUCAUCUAAUAUUAAUAGCAUUUGGCAUAGGAAUUAUUGCCCUAGACUUGAGCUGGAUAUUGUUUCAGAUGCUUCAAGAUUAAAGGAAAAUUCAAGUACUGUGGGCAUUAAACAAGUGAUCAGUACUAAAGGGUUAAAUCUUCCAAGGAAGUCAUCCAGUAUAAAAAGACCAAGAAGUGAAGAGCUGUCAGAAGCUGAUUUGUUGGCUCAGUAUUCUACUUCAUUUACAAAGAAGACCAAGAAAAAUAGUUGUGAAGGUAAUAAAUCGUUGAACUCUUCUGAACUGUUUAUGCCUGACCCGGUAGAUGAAGCUGCUACUAAAAAAAGCCUAAGUACACCACCUACAACAAGAAACAAAUUUGCAAAAUUUUUACAGAGAAAAAAUGAAGAAAGUGGUGCAGUUGUGGUUCCAGGAACCAGAAGCAGGUUUUUUUGCAAUUCUUUGGAUCCUGUUGACUGUGUAUCAAAGAAGGAAAGCAACCAGCCUCUAGAUAAACCUGCUGUCACAGAUAAAGACACCAAUGUAAAUGAAUCAGAUUGCCCAAAUGACAAGAAGUUGGUUGAUACGUGUAUAGCAGAGAAUUCAAGAGAGAAGAUUCCAGAUGAUGUGACCGUGAUUGCUGAAGAGUCUCAGUCUUCGAAGAUCAGCAGAUUCACGAGGACCCUCUCCCCACCCACUUCGGGGACACUAAGGAGUUGUUUUCAUUGGUCUGGAAGUCUUGGAGAUUUUUCAAGAACACCCAGCCCCUCUCCAGGCACAGCAUUGCAGCAGUUCCGUAGGAAGAGUGAUUCUGCUGUCUCUCUGCCUGAGAAUAGUGAAGUGUCUGAUGCAUCGCAGUUGAAGAGUGAGGAGUCAGGCGAUGAAUCUCAUCUGUCUCAUGAAGAGGCUUGGUCUUCACAGUCUCAGGAAAUCGUGGAGUCAUCACCACACAAUUUAAAUGCCUCAAAACUUUCUCAGCCUUCUAGUAAGGAUUCCGAUUCAGAGGAAUCUGAUUGCAGUUUUAAGUCACUUGAUAAUCAAGGUAAUCAGAAAUCCAAGCUACACUUAUUUCAUUUUUCAAAAAAGGACACGCUUCUAAGGAACAAGGUUCCUGGGCUGUAUAAAUCUAGUUCUGUGGAGCAUCUUUCUACAACCAAGAUCAAACCUUUAGUACCUGCCAGAGUUAGUGGGCUAAGCAAGAAGCCAGCGAGCAUCCACAAGAAAAACCAUCACAAUGCUGAGAACAAACCAGGAUUGCAGAUAAAAAUCAAUGAACUCUGGAAAAAUUUUGGAUUUAAAAAAGAUUCUGAGAAGCUUCCUUCUUGUAAGAAGCCAGAUCCCCUGUUUCCUGUCAAAGAUAACAUCCAGCUAACUCCAGAAGCAGAAGACGAUAUAUUUAACAAUUCCGAAUGCAAGCGUGUUCAGAGAGCAAUAUUCCAGUAAACACAGGCACCUGGGAAGACUCUUACCUGCAAGAGACUCCUAUCACUUGAAGUCCUAUUUGGGUGUGAGAUAAUAUCAGUCUGAUGAUUUAUUCUUAGAUCCACACCAUUUUUAUUUUUUUAUUUUUAUUUUUUUAAGCCACACCCACAGCAUAUAGAGGUUCCCAGGCUAAGGGUCAAAUUGGAGUUACAGUUGCUGGCCUACACCACAGCCACAAGCACUGCAGGAUCCGUAACCCACUUAUCAAGCCCAGGGAUCGAACCCACAACUUCAUGGUUAUUAGUCGGAUUUAUUUCUGCUGUGCCACAUCGGGAACAGCCACACCAUUUUUAAAAUAGAGGCAUUUUGUAUAUUAACUGUGUUAACUGAAUUUUUUCAGCUUUUUAUAUUUCCAUAAGAAGCCAACUAGAGAAAUAAUUUUGGCUUCGACAGUUUGGGGAAGUUUUAAUAUUAAUUGGGCAAGUUCCUGGGAACUUAAAAAUCUAAACAUUUCUGGGAGGUUGUCAAAUACAAGGACGGAAAAUGGAAGACCACAAUUUGGUGAUCCUUUGAUCUUAGGGGAAAUUCCCAUAUUUCUCCAAGCUGUAAUUUUUUUCCACCCACCUUUCCUGUCUAUCUCUCUGAGUUGAAUUGGAAGUAGGAUUGCUGGUGUGGGAGGGGUAAUUGGAAGGGUUAAAGGUCAUUGCAUAAAUGGGACGGUACUCUGUUUUCCCUCAAGAGUUUGGCUGAGUUAUAGAUUGACAGUAAAGGAAAAUUGCUUUCAUCCUUAUGUGAAAGGAACUACUUCUUAUGUAAUUUAUAUUAUUAAUCUUCAAAAUAGCCUGUUUUUCUUAUAUGUCUUUUUUAAAAGUGUAGGCUAAAAAUUCCUUAAUAUAUAUUUAAAACUAGGUCCCAGCUGUGAUAUAAAGCUGCAGGGUCUAUGAUGUGUGCUUACCCUGUAGAGAAAUAGGCAGAUUCUUGGAAGGAGCCAACUAUGCAAGUGAAGAUCGAAAGUAAGGGACAAUCUGACAGGAAGUAAAGGAAUUAUAAAAGUAUCUGAUAUAAUAGAGAGUAAAGGAAAGGGACAGAGCGUUUCAAUUUUUAAAUGAGACUCCUGGAUCACAAGGUCAGCGUGGAACAAAAAACAUAAGAAACAGCAUAGAAAUUUUGAAAGGAGACAAUUUUUGAAAAAAAAAAAAAUUGUGAAAAGACCAAACCCAAAGAACAAACGCAAGUUUGAAUAUUCUGCGACUGUUUUCCUAUUUAAAACAAAUUAAGAAAGGGAAGAUGGCAGCAGCAUUAUCGUUUUUUCAGUCUCCGAAACCCCACAUAACAGCAACUCGACAGCAUUGUUAAAAUAUUAAUGAACAACAUUACAGUAAAUUUAAAUGACAUCGUAUACUUAAAUCUCAAAAUAUAAAUGGAUGAUACCGGUCACCAUUGGCCACAAGACGGCAAGGUGGUACUGGCAUCUAUUUGGGAGAAAAAGAGGAUGAUGAAAGGGCAUCUAAUGCCUGAGAACAGAACUUGUGCAGAAUAAGUGUUGGAACACAUAGCAGAUGAGUUGCAAACAGCAUUGGAAACUGAGAGAGGCUUUGAGCAUUCAGGUGGUAUGUGAGUGCAAGAGGCCUGCAGGAAUGCCGAAGGACUAAAGCAGGGUAAUCCAGGAGUUCCCCUUGUGGCUCAGUGGAUUAAGAACCUGACUAGCAUCCAUGACGAUGUGGGUUCAAUCCCUGACCCCACUCGUGGGUUAAGGAUCCGGUGUUGCCGUGAGCUGCGGUGUAGGUUGCAGACACGGCUCAGAUCUGGCGUUGCUGUGGCCCUGGCGUAGGCUAGCAGUUGCAGCUCCAAUUAGACCUCUAGCCUGGGAAUUCCAUAUACCGAAGGUGCAGUCCUUCCUAAAAAAAAAAUUAAAUAAAUAAAUGAAUUAAAUAAAUAAAUGUGACGUAUUUAAAAAAUAAUCAAGCCAUGUAGUCUAUAUGAACUUUUGAAAUGAUUUGCCAAAUUUGUCAAGGCUCGCUUCUAGGGGGACAAAGUGCCCCACAGAAGAGAAGCUGCUAGGAGUAAAACCAAAAUUGAGCAGAAACAAGCCAAUAGACACAAAAGAAAAUAAAGUUAAAUACUAGCAGAGGGAGGAAUAGUAGACUAAGAAAUCUCAGCACAAUACUGUAUUUGAACACCGAAAAGUAAAAUAGCUGAGGUUUGAGAAACGCCCAAAAACCAAAGUUUAAGAAAAUUAAUUUUACUUAAAAAGAAGCCACAGAAAAUAUUUAGAUCAACCUCUUACAGAAGUUAAUUUUAAAAAGAAUCAAGAGCAGAAUAACAUUUUUACACAUAACGAAAAUCUACUAGCAGGUCCCACAGCAGAUCAAGAACAAUCUUUCAAAAUGUACUAAAAGUUAUUAAGAAAGUGGUUUAGGAUACAAAGGAAAUUUAGAAUUGGAAAAAACUCGGGGAAAAAAGUAAACCGAAGAAAGCAUCAGAAGUAAAAGAUUUUGGAAAUGAAGGCUAAACUAGGAGGGACACAAGCAAAUAAACAUACAAAUAGAUAUGGCUUUAAAUAGGUUAAAAACCAAAACAAAAUGGAAAAAGACUUUAAAACAUUAGGAAGUGACAGAUAUUGAGGAUGGGGCAGAAGGUCCAGUAUACACAUAAUAGGAGUCUCUGAAGGAAAAAAAAAAAAAAAAGCAACCCUAUGAUUUCA